Messenger RNA from Drosophila busckii, 1513 nucleotides. It is a transcript of the gene Aatf, whose product is annotated as protein Aatf. Gene Ontology annotation, biological process: regulation of transcription by RNA polymerase II. Gene Ontology annotation, cellular component: nucleolus; nucleus. The coding region runs from base 37 to 1482 and encodes 481 amino acids. The record is from RefSeq and is a predicted model, not a curated record. The transcript has 2 exons. NCBI's taxonomy places the organism in Eukaryota, Metazoa, Arthropoda, Insecta, Diptera, Drosophilidae.
UAUUUUAUUAAAAUUUGAUGAAGAACAGCAGCAAAAAUGUUGCGAAAAUCAAAAAAACAGCCACAAACCGUAGCAGACAAAGUUAAUAAGCUUUUAGCACAUCCCAAUGAGAGUGAAAGUGAUGAUGGAGCCGAUUCCGAUGUGGAUGUUGCGUCCAGCAGAGCGCAAGUGGUAGACUUUGAAGACGAAUAUGAUUUGCCGGAUGCGCGUAGCACAGACUUUCGUAAACGCAAUAUAAAGCUGCUGUCCGAGCAGAGCGAGAAAUACAAAGGCAAAAUUACCAGUCGCAAGGAAUUGGAACUAGAGGAUGAAGAGGAACAAGAUGAUGAUGAUGAUGAAGAGGACGAAGAAGAGAUACCAUAUGAGGAGAGCGACAGCGAUGAAGAUGAGGAAGCAGCAUUGGAGGCAUUUAAUAAAAAGAUGAACAAGGCAGAAGCAAAGGAGGACAGCGAGCACGAUGAUGACGAUAAUGAUGAUGAUGAUGAUGACGAUGACGAUGACGACGAUGACAGCAACAUGGAAGGUGCAGAAGAGGGCGAUGAAGACAGCGAAGAGUCUGACUCCGAAGAUGACGCCAUGGAUGUCAGCGGUAUAAUGACAAAAACAAAUCAGCAGGCGGAGGUGCAAAAAGGAAUGUGCGUGCAGAAUCAACUGCGCAUCUGGGAACGACUUCUAGAGCUGCGCAUCAACACACAGAAGUUCACCAGCAAAGCGAAUCAGCUGCCUUCGCCAGAAGCGCUACAAACGCUGAGCGAGAGCAAUGAGGAGCUGAAAGCUGUGUUGAAUGAAGCACAAGAGCGCAGUGCCAAGCUGGUGCAGCAACUGCUGGCGCUGCAGGCGUCGCUGACGCAGCAGUUUGGCGAGCUGAAACAGUCCGUAAAGCGCAAACAGCUGCCAGAGGGCAGCAAGGACUCGCUCUGUAAACGUUUGUCGAGCACGCUGCGAGGCAAUCAUCAGCAGAUGAUCAGCUAUCGCAACGAAGUGCUGCUCAAGUGGGACGAUCGCACCAAGCUGCUAACACCGGGCGCAGGAAUGAAGCGCAAGGCUAUGCAGGAGGACUUUGAUGUAAUCAAAAAGAUCGAAGGUGCUUUGGCUAAUCGUGAGGUGUUGAUUGAAAAGUCGCAAAUGCUAAAAAGCAAUCAACAGGCGCUCGAACAGCAGGAAGCAGAUGCGGAGCAGUCCAGCAGUCAGCCUAAGCUAAAGCAUGUUUAUGAUGACAGCGACUUUUAUCAUCAACAGCUGCGGGAGCUUAUUGAGUACAAGGCUAGCACCACGUCCAACAUGAGCGAGAUCACCAAGCAGUUUGUGGAGCUGCAAAAGCUGCGGCAAAAGAUGAAAAAGAAGGUGGACACCAGAGCCAGCAAGGGUAGAAAAAUACGCUAUGUGGUUCACACCAAGUUGAUUAACUUUAUGGCGCCGCAAGAGUCUAGCGAUUGGACAGAGGAUUCCAAAACAGAGCUUUACAAAUCCUUAUUUGUUUAAUAGCGCAACUUGCAAUUGUUUAAAAAUAAUA